Molecule: messenger RNA, 2646 nt
Organism: Lagopus leucura (white-tailed ptarmigan)
Lineage: Eukaryota; Metazoa; Chordata; Aves; Galliformes; Phasianidae
Product: SERTA domain-containing protein 2-like
Exons: 3
Coding region: 258-1109 (283 amino acids)
Cellular component (GO): nucleus
Molecular function (GO): transcription regulator activity
Source: RefSeq, a predicted model, not a curated record
CGGAGUCCCAGCCCCGCCGAAGGGAGCCCGGCCGGUAGGCGCGGGAGGGCACGGCAGGCAAGCAGGCAGGCAGGCAAGCAAGCAGGCAGGCAGGCAGGCGGCGACGGAACGGGGUCGGCCGCUCCGCUGCCAGUCCCAUCAUCCUACCUCUGUGGAUGGCCUGGACCCCUGAGUAGCUGGAGGCUCUUUGGAUGACCACACUUUAUGCAAAAUCCGGAAUCUUCCUGCCUGGACUCCUCUCUCUUUUCUAAGGGUUCAUGUUGGGGAGAGGCCUAAAACGCAAACUGAGUGACUAUGAGGAGAACAUGGCUGGUCUCUCUAGUGCCUUCGAUUCCAGUCGAAAUCUGCCAUACCCAGUUAAGAGGCAGCUGGUGCUUAACAUGUGCCUCACCAAGCUACAGACUUACAAAAUGCUGGUGGAACCGAACUUGCACCGCUCUGUCCUCAUAGCCAACACAGUGCGGCAAAUUCAAGAGGAAAUGAGACAAGAGAGUAAUCAGCAGGCAAUUACCGUCUGCACUGGCAUUACUCCUAGUUCUCCCAGCUACACAGGGAUGGAGUCAUCUGGGAUUUCCCUACAGCUGCCUUCAGGUAUUAGUCAGCAAGAGUCUAACUGUUGUGACUUGAGGUCUGUGGAGGACCCAAUUGAAAAUAGCCUGCUGAUAGUUUCAGAUGAUGAUAUGUCGUCUGCUAUUUCGUCUAUUCUGAAGGAUUUAGACUUUGUAGAAGAUAUAAGCCCACCUACUUGUCUGGUUCCUGCUGGAGAUGACCAGCCAAAGUUUCCAGAAAAUCCCGGUCUAAAGCUAGAAGAUGAUAGACAGGAUUUGAAAGGAGCCGAAUGCGUGUUUGGUUCCUUUGAGAUUUCCAAUUCAACCAGCUACUUGAAGGAUCUGGCAAUAGAUGACAUUUUUGAAGAUAUCGAUACUUCAAUGUACGAUUCAGACUUCUGUUGCCCCCCGCUGAUGCCGCCCAGACCACCACCUCUUGCUACAGAAGAACCGUUGAAGACCUUUCCAACUUGUAAUUCUUCCUCAGCAAACAACAUUCAAAUAUGUAGAACAGAUCUGAGUGAGUUGGACCACAUCAUGGAAAUUCUGGUUGGGUCCUGAUAUUUGUUUUACCCAAAGAUACUUUUUGACUGCCGCUUUCAUUUGGUUUCAGGAUAAAAGCCACUGGAAACGUUGUAAAGAAUUAUUUAAAACACAGCUAAAAAUAACUUGUCUGUAGUGAGGUUUCCUAAAUAAUUCCAAAACUUUUAAACCUGGAAGGUGGUGGUCCUUUUUUCUUUUUUCUUUUUUCUUUUUUUUUUAAGAAAUAUUUAUUUAUCAGAACUGUGCAAUCAUCUUUUUUUCCCUCCAGGGUACAUGUGGAACAUUAGGCACAUACCCUUCUCACCCCUCAUGCCUCUUUCAAUAAACUUUUUUAUGUGCAAUUUUUAAUUUGUCAGAAGAAUUUACAUGCAAAACAAAUUUCAUAUGAGAUGAUCUUUUACAAAGCCUCCACUUUAUUUUUAAUAUCAGAGUCUAUGCCACGUCAGCAUACGUCGAGUUGCGUAGUUGGAUUGAAUGGAUGCAGACACAUUACUAGAGAUGGGUAUAUUUUAAAAAUGAGACAACGCUUUGCUUUCUUCUGGUCGGAAAAGCAGAUCAAGACACUUGUCAACAAAGUCUCUUGCAUUUUCUAAAGCAUUCAGAACUAUUUAUUUUUGUAAAUUUUAUAGUCUUUCUACAUUUUACUACGUUAUUUCAUCAUAGUUCAGAUAUAAUGGACUUCUAGUUGGAUGUGUUUAGCACUACCUCUGAGCUGAAAUGCUUUAACUCUUUCCAGUGCUUCGUCUAAGACUGCAGAUCUUUUUGUUUCUAUUUUUUUUCUGGGGGAAAGUACUUCUAACUCAUCGAGCUGAUCCUCUGCCAGUGACCCAGCUGAUUGGUGAAAUCAAGGGUAUUCGAUGUUUAAAAACUUUUAAGUAUUUACAAAUGUAAUUUAUAUGUAGAUUGUGCAAUUUAACAUUUUUCUGUCAGUAUUAUGUGCUUAGAUUUUGAAUAAUCUUGGCGUUCUUUAAAUUAAAACUUAAUAUGUACAGGUAGCUUUUUAAUCUGUUUUGGGAAACACUGUCCUCCAACCUUGCUUUCACUACGAAGUUUAAGAUGAUUUUUAUGUGCAAUAUUAUUUAAAAGAGAUCCACGUUUGUAUGCCUGGCAUUGUAGAAAGAAACGCUUCAAACUUAAAGCUUCUAGCACCUUUGGAGGAUACUCAAAGAGUCAGCGUUGCUGUAUCCUUUGAGAGACAAAGUUGAGAAUGCUUCUCGCUGCGCCGGUGCAGUUCUGAAUGCUCCUGAAAUGCUCGCGAGGAGGCGGUGCUGUGGGAGCUCAGGGGCUGCCUGUGUGCUUCCAAAGCGUUCUGGUGGUUGCUAAUGAUGAUUAUGCUGCAGAUUGUACUGAAGGAUGGGGGAAGGAGGGGUUUGUGUGCGUGUGGCAGGUGUGUAUACCAGUAUAUAUAAGCGCACUCGCUAACUGAAGAUGAGAUUUGCAGUGAGAGCUAUUUCUCUGUCAAGCAGUUUGGCUACCGUGUUUCAGAUUGAACUGGGUCUGUAUUUGAUCCUUGCUGUUGUCUUCUGAAGUACACACUUGCACACUAGUGGUUGGU